Synchiropus splendidus (mandarinfish) is the source of this 1521-nucleotide messenger RNA. It is a transcript of the gene tnfrsf1b, whose product is annotated as tumor necrosis factor receptor superfamily, member 1B. Lineage: Eukaryota; Metazoa; Chordata; Actinopteri; Syngnathiformes; Callionymidae. Gene Ontology annotation, cellular component: membrane; external side of plasma membrane. The record is from RefSeq and is a predicted model, not a curated record. Gene Ontology annotation, biological process: extrinsic apoptotic signaling pathway; negative regulation of alpha-beta T cell proliferation; positive regulation of cytokine production involved in immune response. The transcript is spliced from 9 exons. Bases 113 to 1519 code for a protein of 468 amino acids. Gene Ontology annotation, molecular function: tumor necrosis factor receptor activity; tumor necrosis factor binding.
UUGCUCCUGUGUGCACACAGCAGCCGCGGCAGUAUAGAAUGACUCGUCCUGCACUCCAACUCUGAGCACCUUCCCUCGCGAUUCAGAAGGAAAAAAAAAAAAAAAAAAAGCAAUGAAAGAUCUACUUUUACUGCUGGUUCUGUUGGACGGCGACAUUAUCAAGGUCUGUUCAUCGCCCUAUCCACCACUCUCUGAUGGGUCCUGUCGGAAUAAAACGGCCGAGUAUCUGGACCAAGACGUGAAUCGUUGCUGCAAACGGUGCCGCCCAGGAUAUCGGCGAGUGCAGUCUUGUACUGAAACGGACGAGACAGAUUGUAAGCCAUGUCCUGACAACCAGUACAUGGAGCAAUGGAACUACAACGCAAAUUGCUUCGUCUGCAACACAUGCAAAUCAACCAAAGGUCUGCAGUUGGCAAUUGGGUGCAUGCGUACGCAAGCAACAGAGUGCAAGUGCCAGCCGGGACAUUAUUGCAUAGAUUCUGCAGCUUCAUCCUGCCGCGAGUGCCGGAAGUACACUGUAUGCCGAGCAGGUUCUGGAGUCACGAAGCAAGGAACGGCCAACUCUGACGUGAAGUGUAAGCCGUGCCCUGAAGGCUCCUUCUCUGGCAUCGCUUCCAGCUCACAUCCAUGUCAACCUCAUACUCGGUGUCGAGGAAGAGUUAUUACAAAUGGAAACUCCAUCAAUGAUACAGAGUGUGACCUUGAGCAUCACGCUGAAACAACAUCAAGGACCAUGACCUUGUUGAACAGUGCAGACUUGGAGCCUACUCUAACGCCUACGCAGGAACUGCCGGACUCAACAAGUGCGCACACAACACAGUGGGGCACUUCACCAACGUAUACGCCAAAUACAGCCCCUGAGGAAACAGACAGCAAAUUCGCCAUCGGCAGUGCUUGUGGUUUGUUCCUCAUUAGUCUCCUCAUCGCCGCCAUUGUUUUUCUUUUGCGGAGGCGGAAGAAAGGUGACCACAGAAAUGUUUCAGAAUUUGAUGCUAAUGGAAAUUGUGAGAGUGGAUAUGAGAUCAGUCGGGAUUACUCAGGGAAACCUGAGCUGACAUUGAGAAGCUUUAACCCUCCAGAGCAACACUUGAUGCUCCUGAAUAAGGAGGCUGACCAAAGUGAAUGCAGCGGCAACAGUGAUGCAAGGACAAAGAGCUUCUGCGGAGAGGAAUCCAUUGGCCCUCUGCUCUCUGACUUGGUGUUCCCUAAUCCUCCCAAUACAGAAUCUGUAACUUCAGCUUCCAGCGCAGAACCAAUCUCACCCCAGCCGGGCUUCCCAAUGGACUCUUCUCAGCCUUCAAGCCCUCACAUCAUCAGCCCUCAAGCCAACAGUCCACAGGUCAAUGUCAACAUCACUGUCCACUUUGGAAACGGGUCUGGGGGAUCCUUCAAGGCCAUGGACGCAUCUGACGCGGAAGCUCCAUUUCCACAGGAAGAAGAACAUAUUAGCAUUCCCCAACAAGAAGCUGGAAAAGAGUUUGUGCUCUCUGUGGAAGAGGAGGACAGUCCAUGCAAAUGAGC